Molecule: messenger RNA, 753 nt
Organism: Stereum hirsutum FP-91666 SS1
Lineage: Eukaryota; Fungi; Basidiomycota; Agaricomycetes; Russulales; Stereaceae
Exons: 5
Coding region: 1-753 (250 amino acids)
Cellular component (GO): plasma membrane
Source: RefSeq, a predicted model, not a curated record
AUGGCCAUCUUCUCGCACAAUCGGCAUCAUUGGGCUUACGUGUGGAUUCCCGCCGUUGGUUCAAUCGUUUGGUGUGGAACGUUGCUUGCAAUGAUAGUCACAUGGGCUGCUCAAGGCAAACCCAUUUAUGUCUCGGAGGACGGCACAAUACCGUACAUCUCAGAUAUCGGCGCAGACAUCCUCAAGCCGUUGUUCAUCGUCGGGUGCUCAUUCAACGGGGUGUCUCUUGUCCUAGCCCUUACAAUUGAACGUAUCCUUAGGCAUCGUGGACGAUUGGUACCCUCCAUGCGCAAACGUGAAGCAGCAUUCUCCUACCUCGCCAUACUCGGCAGCAUUAUCGGCGGAGCAGGUGUCAUUCUCCUUUCUAUAUUUGAUACCAAGAGACACCCUUCCCUUCACCGAGGUUUCCUGCUUAUGUUCCUCGUCGGCGUCGUCAUCAGCGCUUUCUUCACGAUCGGCGAGUAUAUGUGGCUCAGCAAGGACUACCCAAUGUAUGACAACCUCAAGAAGGCAUACAUAGCGAAAGCUAUCAUCACCACAAUUCUCGUAGUUUGCGCUAUCGUGUUCGGUAUCACGCUUUACACGGACGGGAACGUCGGAGGCAUCUUCGAGUGGAUAAUCGCUUUUGGCUACACGUUCUAUCUCCUCUCUUUCGCGUACGAUCUCCGCCUGUCAAAGGGCGCACAUAGAGGACAGUUCUCACACGAGCAGCUCAUGUUGGAGAGGGAGAGGCAUCAAAUGGCGCAGGUCUAA